Messenger RNA from Siniperca chuatsi (mandarin fish), 2405 nucleotides. RefSeq names its product GIPC PDZ domain containing family, member 3 (gene gipc3). Gene Ontology annotation, molecular function: protein binding. Bases 1001 to 2005 code for a protein of 334 amino acids. The transcript has 6 exons. The record is from RefSeq and is a predicted model, not a curated record. NCBI's taxonomy places the organism in Eukaryota, Metazoa, Chordata, Actinopteri, Centrarchiformes, Sinipercidae.
AGGCUAACGGAUCAUCAUGGCAGAACAAAAUGGUAUUAUGUUGAUCAAAUCGUGGCUUUCUGUCAAGGCAUCCAGUCAAGCUUCGGGUUUGGAUGAUGAGUGGAAAUCCCCUUGGCUCUAUCGAAGCUAUCUAGGUCUUUUAUCUGUUUCAAUCUAUCUGUCUCAGAUAUAGAACGUAGAGAAAAUGUGUGUGUCAUCAUACAUUAUAUAGUACAUUUGCAGUGCUUCUAUUAUUUGUCACUAGUAUAUCAGGCAUUUUGUUCUGACUCCUUUUCACAGGGAUGUUUACUUUUCAUAAUUAAUUAGCGCCAUUAUAUAAUUGAAUUUAGGAUAGUGAGUGACCUAUGUGACUUUUUAAAAUUGCAUCGGCUUUAACUGUCAUCUUCUGUAUCUGUGGGCUGUCUGUGAAGUCAAAAAGGUCAGUGCAUCACCAAGGAUUCACCCCACCAACAGCCUAUUUCAUUCAAUGAGGCCAGCGAGGGGGGGGCACCUUACUCCCUACCCAAUGAUAUCAUUUUACCUGUAACACUGGGAUAUUGUCUGUUGCCAUCUUACAAGCUGCCCACUCUGGAAAUCAUUUUGUAGAUAUGCAGGCAUUUUCACACUUCAGAAGGGUCAUGUGUGUGCAACAUGUCUCGCAGCCAGACUGAUAUGGGGGAUUAGUCUUAACCAUGUCAUGUGUAUGAAGAAACCUUUACCUGAUGUGUUUUGUUUGUGUUCUCUAUGCGUGAGCUGCCAGAGGCUCAGGUGUAACACAUUCAAUCCUCACCUCAAAGGGUGUUGGGUUUCUACCCAGCAGGGUCUGGCUGGCCUCUUCCAGCUACGGUUACCAGGCUACUCUCAUCACUAAUUCAUCUGCGCUCUUCGCCCCUAAGCUCUGGGUGGCUGGUUGGUUGGGUGGUUGGUCGAUUAAACGGGGGGAAGGACAAAGUUUUUCUCUUUGCCAGAACAGUGCACCAUCAGGGCUCCUAGAAGAGGACCAUACCUGAGCUGGAGCCCGAUGCAGAACGGUGAGGCUAUGAGCCCGCAGGACUCCAAGGCAACAGGGGCCGAGGCCAUGGAGGAGCAGAAGGCCCAGAACCAGAGCCAGAAUCAGGGGUUUGUGGAGCCCACAGCGCCUCAGCUUCCUCCUCCUUUACCACCACAAACAGGGCCACCAGAAUACCCGAGACCUAGGCUCAUCUUCCAUACCCAGCUGGCUCACGGGAGUCCCACAGGCCGCAUCCACGGAUUCACCAACGUCAAGGAGCUGUACACCAAGAUAGCUGAAGUAUUCAACAUCUCUCCCUCAGAGAUCCUGUUCUGCACCCUCAACUCACAUAAAGUGGACAUGCAGAAGCUGCUGGGGGGGCAGAUCGGACUGGAAGACUUCAUCUUCGCUCACGUCAGAGGGGAGACCAAGGAGGUGGAGGUGACAAAGACGGAAGAUGCAUUGGGCCUCACUAUCACAGACAAUGGAGCUGGAUAUGCUUUCAUCAAGAGGAUAAAGGAAAGCAGCACCAUAGACCAGCUGAAGACAGUAUGUGUUGGUGACCACAUUGAGGCCAUCAAUGACCAGAGCAUUGUAGGGUGUCGACACUACGAGGUGGCUAAGAUGCUAAAAGAGCAACCGAGAGGCAUACCCUUCACGCUCCGCUUGGUGGGGCCCAAGAAGGCCUUUGACAUGAUUGGAAUGAGGACCAAGGCACCAAAAUCUAAUGAGGGCAAGAUGGUGAACGGAAGGGAGACACUGCGUCUGCGCUCCAAGGGUGCUGCUACAGUUCAGGAAGUGCAGAAUGAGUUUGAAGAACAGGCCACCAAGAAAGUGGACGACCUACUGGAGAGCUACAUGGGCAUCAGAGAUCUGGAGCUGGCAACCACCAUCGUGGAAGCGGGCAAAGACAAGAAGAACCCUGAUGACUUUGCAGAGGCCUUGGACUCAGUUCUGGGAGAUUUUGCUUUCCCUGAUGUGUUUUUGUUUGAUGUAUGGGGAGCUAUUGGAGACGUCAAGAAUGGUAGAAUUUAGACAUUUACCAUAUCCAUAACAGCGAGAGAGAAAGAGCUCUGUUCUCUGGUACAUCCAACUGGAAAAAAAGAAUUUGUAGAAGCUUUUAAUGUUGCCUUCACAGUCCUUGCAUACAUUUUUAAUAAUUUCCAUUAAAACCACGAGAGGGACUGCAAUUAAUUCAACCCUUUGAACAGUCAAAGUAGAUCAUCACUCUUAAUGUUUUUCUGAAUUUUGACAAACACAAAACACAGAAAAUUGCAGUGCAGUUUUUUAAAAAUACGAUUGUAUUGAAAUCAAAGAUUGAAAUGAACCUUUACAGUGUAGCCAUUUAGCUGGUGAUCUUGUUCAGGGUGCAAAACAGUGACAGUAAAAAUUGCUGACUUAUCCCCAUUUUGAUUAAAGAUAAAAGUUUACGGAA